Messenger RNA from Leucoraja erinaceus (little skate), 3495 nucleotides. It is a transcript of the gene marveld3, whose product is annotated as MARVEL domain containing 3. Lineage: Eukaryota; Metazoa; Chordata; Chondrichthyes; Rajiformes; Rajidae. The transcript has 4 exons. Gene Ontology annotation, cellular component: membrane. Bases 378 to 1589 code for a protein of 403 amino acids. The record is from RefSeq and is a predicted model, not a curated record.
UGUUGGCGGUAACGUUACAGCAUUUUAACUUUAGAACAAAUAGUACUCGUGUAAACAGGAUUAACCGAGUUGUGUUCGCAGUGGAAACAAAAAAAUCAGGCAGUAUCUAGAAAGAGAAAUAGUUAACAAAACCCUUCGUUAAAACUAGGAAGGAUAAUAAAUGGACUAUUUUUCUUUCCACUGAUGCUGCUUUACUUCCCGAGUCUUUCCAGCAUUUACAGUUCUUUUUAAAUUUAAGAAUUCCAACAUAUACUUUUUUUUUGUUGUAAAUUCAGUAUUCUGAGCAGCCUAUUAGAUGCUUCCUGGCGAGUGAAACAAAAUAGUUGCUGAACCAGUUUUGUUGAAGAAUGUAAUCGCCAAUGCAGUAAGCUCCUAAUAUGACAAUGGCCCAGUCAACAAACUACAAAGAAAACAUGGCUGACAAAAAGUUAAGUGAACAAGAUAAACCUAAGAAAGAACACCACCGUGAUCAUCGACGCCCAAACAAUCAUUCCCAUCCUCGCAAAAAUCACGGGGAUGGCAGCAGAAACAGCGGAGGAAGAGAUCACUCCAGACAACAUAGGGAUCCAGAAAGAGAUGCAAGGAGAGAAUUAUCAGAUGAGAAAAGAUCUCGAAUCAGAGAUGUCCACAAUCGUGGACCUCCCACAAGGGAGGAGCAGCACCAAAUGGAGGAAAGGGAAAAUCAUAAAAGGGAGCAUCGAGACCAUCACAAACAUGAAAUAAAACAUCAUUCACGAACACAUGAAAAUGUUUCACGUAGUAACCAGCUGCCAAAUUAUAAAAAUGAAAAAGAAAUGUAUUCUCCAGAUGAUGGUCCAAUAACCUACAGACAUAAAAGUUAUGCUGAAGAGGUAUCACCUGAAUAUGUAGGAACCGAAGAUAAAAGAUCCGAGAUGCAUUACUUCAAUGACGAUUCAGAAGAAAUUUUAAACUGUUACAGGUUUCGGUACUUCUGCACAAAUCGAGGUCUCUGUCAGUUGGUGGAGGUGUUGCUGAAUCUCUUGAUUCUGGUGUGCGGGGGAAUCUCCUACAGUGGGACCGGUGGCUACACAGAUCUCUCCAGCCUAGGAAGUCUCUACUACUACACAUUUGGAUCAGCUUAUAGUGGAUUUCAAGGAGCAGAAGCUGAAAGAGUAAAGGAAUUAGAUAUUGCGUUCUAUGAUUUAAAGCUGCCUGUAGUCACCGCCACGAUGGCAUACAGUGGGGCCUUGAUGUCUCUGGCAUGCCUUCUGCUGUUAUUAGGCCUCGCUCGGGUACCCUGGAAAUGUCCACUCUUGAUGGUUGGGGAAUGUGCCCUGGAUAUAGCAAUAGCACUUGGCUAUAUACCUGCUGUCUAUUUUUAUUUUCAACACCUGAUUGAGGGCUACAAUUCAGAAGUGUGUAAAGAGAGGGAGAGCAUGUACAAAAGUAAAGGCUACGAGGGGUUUAACUGUAGUCUGCAUGGUGCUGAUAUUGUUGGUGGUCUGUGUGGCUGCCUAGCUGUCAUUGUAUAUUUGCUCAAUGCAGUAGCAGCAAUAUUGGCAUUUAAAAAGGUUAGAAGAUUAAAGAGAUCCAGAGAAGAAGAUUAUGCGAACGGGAUUGAUGUCUAAGGGUUCAAUCCUAACCCUAACCCGAACCCUAACCCGACUGCAUAUAGGUUUUUUCAUAACAAUGAAGGAAAUCACAGAAGCUAAACAGAAGUGAUAAAAUUGGUUACAUUUUGUCUUACGGCGAUAAAUUGUCACAUUUUCCUUCCAAAAGGAAAUUUAAUGUGACUGUCUUCCUUCUUUAUAUCAGGAGAUGGCAUUGGUAGAUAUUAACAUAAAGGGAAUUAGUAAUACCACCAUCAUCUGAACUUUCUACAGCUAUUUGCUCAAUAAUUGAGCAGACUUGUGUUAAAAACUAAUGGUUAAAGACAGAAAUACACAAACCCAACAUCCUUUUAUUUGUUUCCUAAUAAUUGCAGUUAGAUGAUCUAUAGAUAUGUCAUUAUGUUUUUACCACAGAUUAUCUGCACCAUAUAUUUGAUUAGCCAGUGGAAAAGCAAGGUGGAUCUUUUAUUUCUUAAGUAGGGGAGGGUAGAUGGAUGCCUGGAGGGGUUUUGUGCAUUUUCUAUUCAUUGCCAGAGCUUGUGCUUAAAUGUAUUAUUGAACAGUAGGUAAUUGUAAAAUCAAUGGUCAUUUACUUGAUAGGGGACAUAUUACAAGUGCCAGCCUAUAAUUAAUUAUCAUUUAGCAUUAGACCAUUAAAUCAAAACAUAUUUGGUGAGAAAAAUGGAAAUAUUUUCUCACUGGUUCUGAAAUUGAGGAUUGUUUAAAGAUAAAUCAUUUCAUCUCGCAGUGCACAAUGCUAGUCCAACAAAACCGAAAUGUGCAUUCCAUUUGGUCUCUUCACUAAAGAGUUUAAAAUAUCUCAACCACAAGGUAAUUAUACAUUGGUGUUAAUCAUGAAUACAUGAUCACAAAAGAUACAUGAUUAAAGAUUUGUUCGGCUUUAUUCCACAUAAUUUAGUUAUUGAAUUUCUAACUGUGGGUUAAUUACAAUUUAAAUAAAUUUAGCUAAACCCAUAUCCUUUAACCCAUAACCCAUGAUUGCAUUUUACAUUAUAGAUAGCAUUUGGAGUAUUGUGAGCAGUUUUGGGCCCCAUAUCUGAGGAAGGAUGUGCUGGCAUUGAAGAGGGUCCACAGGAGGUUUACAAGAAUGAUCUUUUUUUCACACAGAGUGGUGAAUCUCUGGAACUCUCUGCCACAGAGGGUAGUCGAGGCCAGUUCAUUGGCUACAUUUAAGAGGGAGUUAGAUGUGGCCCUUGUGGCUAAGGGGAUCAGAGGGUAUGGAGAGAAGGCAGGUACGGGAUACUGAGUUGGAUGAUCAGCCAUGAUCAUAUUGAAUGGCGGUGCAGGCUCGAAGGGCCGAAUGGCCUACUCCUGCACCUAAUUUCUAUGUUUCUAUGAUCCCCGGAGUGGUUGGGUUAACAUAUGAUGAGCAUUUGAAGGCACUGGAACUAUACUCGCUGGAGUUUAGAAGGAUGAGGGGGAGCUCAUUGAAACUUAUCAAGCAGUGAAAGGCCUGAAUAGAGUGAAGGUGGAGAGGAUGUUUCCACUAGUGGGAGAGUUUAGGACCAGAGGCCAUACCCUCAGAAUAAAAGGACAUACCUUUAGAAAGAUAAGAAGGAAUUUCUUUAGUCAGAAGGCGGUAAAUCUGUGGAAUUCAUUGCCACAGACGGCGGUGGAGGCCAUGUCAAUGCAUACGUUUAAGGCAGAGAUUUGACAGGUUCUUGAUUAGUGAGGCAGGAGAAUGGGGUUGAGAGGGAAAGAUAGAUCAGCCAUAAUUGAAUGGCAGAGUAGACUCGAUGGGCUGAAUGGCCUUAUUCUGUUCCUAGAGCUUAUGAACAUGAAAAAUAUGAAUUGAUGACAGCAUUCGUUUAUAAAUUAUGCUGUGUAUUUUUGAAAAGCAUAUUUAAUCUGGGUGACAAAAUACAUUAUUUUUAACAUUAUUAAAGAACAUACUAAUGUCCAA